Messenger RNA from Penicillium daleae, 720 nucleotides. RefSeq lists its product as uncharacterized. NCBI's taxonomy places the organism in Eukaryota, Fungi, Ascomycota, Eurotiomycetes, Eurotiales, Aspergillaceae. Gene Ontology annotation, molecular function: DNA binding. The coding region runs from base 1 to 720 and encodes 239 amino acids. The record is from RefSeq and is a predicted model, not a curated record. The transcript has a single exon. Gene Ontology annotation, biological process: aflatoxin biosynthetic process; regulation of DNA-templated transcription. Gene Ontology annotation, cellular component: nucleus.
AUGGACACUGCUUUUGUCCCUCCUACCAACCUCGUGAACCACGUUGGACAUACGCCAGAACUCACUGGAAAUUGCUCUGAGGAAAAUCGAAUAUGCACUCGAUCCGUUCUGAACGCUCUUCAGAGACUUUGCGUUCCACCCUCUGUCUGUUUAUCCGUCACGGAUGACAGCUAUGCAGCUCAUCAUGGUGUCAGUGCUCUCAAUGCUCAGACCCGCAGAAUGGACGAUGUCCUGAGAACAAACCGACGAGUCUUGGAACUGGUCUCACGGGUCUUACAGUGUUCCUGCACCAUCAUGCCCUCUGUUCAGCUAAUUCUUUUCGUCGUCUGCGACCGAGUGUUCACCUGGUACCGCGCUAUGCUACGCGACGACGAAGACAGGAUGAUGUUUGAGCAAGCACCCACCACGAGCUCGCCAAGUAUUGAAUAUGACCAUGGCGAGCUAGUACUUGCAAUGCCCAUUACAAUGGGUAACUUUUCUGUUGAUACCGCAAUGCAAGUGCAUAUCCGAAAUCAGCUCGUAAUUGAUGAGAUGCGAGGGGCUGACAACGUGAUCCACCAAUUUGCUGCCUGUGUGCAAGAAGCUCAGUGUCAGAGUUCUCCAGCCCAUCGUCAGCAGAUCUACGAGAUUAUCAACUCUAUGCUGAGAGACCAGCUGCAAGCCCAGACGAAUAUAAUAUAUGAACGGGCAAUUCAUGAGGAUAUCGUAGCUGUGGAGUGA